Conger conger (European conger) is the source of this 1600-nucleotide messenger RNA. RefSeq names its product ELAV-like protein 3. Gene Ontology annotation, cellular component: ribonucleoprotein complex. Bases 440 to 1540 code for a protein of 366 amino acids. The record is from RefSeq and is a predicted model, not a curated record. Lineage: Eukaryota; Metazoa; Chordata; Actinopteri; Anguilliformes; Congridae. The transcript has 7 exons. Gene Ontology annotation, molecular function: RNA binding.
CUGAGAGAGGCGCUCGCCCAACACGCCCAUCCACCCAAAAACACAACCUGCUGGGGACAAUACCCGCCAUCAGAGAGAAGCCUCUUUCGUCCCUUUUCCGCCUUUCUCUCUUUCCCCCCCUAAAAAAAAAAGACAGACAGAGAGAAAAAAACAACCGAAGACAGAGGCUUUUCUUUUUUUUUUCUUUUCCAGAGAAAAUUGCCUUUUAUUUUAUUUUUUUGUGUUGUUGUUGUUGUUGUUGUCGUCCGCUCCUGCUUCUGCUUUUUAAUUUCUCGCUCUGUGCCACACACGGCCUUGGGAAAAGAAAGAGAGAAGAAAAGAAAGAGAUCAACGCUAAUUAUUAUAUCAAAUACAAUAUCUGGGCAGCACAUCCCCUCACAAAGCCAAGCGGCUCUCCGAGACCCAUCAACCGGACCUGCUCCCUCUUUUUACAACAAGAAUGGUUACACAGAUAAUCAGCACCAUGGAGACUCAGGGCUCUAACGGCCCCAGCGCCAACAGCCUGCCCAACGGCCCGGUCCUGGGGAGCAGCUCCACCGACGACAGCAAGACCAACCUGAUCGUCAACUACCUGCCCCAGACCAUGACCCAGGAGGAGUUCAAGAGCCUGUUCAGCAGCAUCGGGGACAUCGAGUCCUGCAAGCUGGUCAGAGACAAGAUCACAGGUCAGAGCUUGGGGUACGGCUUCGUGAACUACGUGGACCCCAACGACGCCGACAAAGCCAUCAACACCCUGAACGGGCUGAAACUGCAAACCAAAACGAUCAAGGUGUCGUACGCCCGGCCGAGCUCGGCCUCUAUCCGGGAUGCUAACCUUUACGUCAGCGGGCUGCCCAAGACCAUGAGCCAGAAGGACAUGGAGCAGCUGUUCUCACAGUACGGCCGUAUCAUCACCUCCCGCAUCCUGGUGGACCAGGUCACAGCAGGCAUAUCGCGAGGCGUGGGCUUCAUCCGGUUUGACAAGCGGAACGAGGCGGAGGAGGCCAUCAAGGGCCUGAACGGGCAGAAGCCCCUGGGCGCCUCGGAGCCCAUCACCGUCAAAUUCGCCAACAACCCCAGCCAGAAGACGGGCCAGGCCCUGCUCACCCAGCUGUACCAGACGGCAGCCCGCCGCUACACCGGGCCCCUGCACCACCAGACACAGAGGAUAAGACUCGACAAUUUACUAAACGCCAGCUACGGAAUGAAGAGCUCUCCCUCUCUCCUCCCCAGGUUCUCUCCCAUCACCAUCGACAGCAUGAGCAGCCUGGCUGGCGUCAGCCUAACGGGCCCCACCGGGGCCGGCUGGUGCAUCUUCGUGUACAACCUGUCCCCCGAGGCAGACGAGAGCGUGCUGUGGCAGCUGUUCGGGCCCUUCGGCGCCGUCACCAACGUCAAGGUGAUCCGCGACUUCACCACCAACAAGUGCAAGGGCUUCGGCUUCGUCACCAUGACCAACUACGACGAGGCCGCCAUGGCCAUCGCCAGCCUGAACGGCUACCGCCUGGGCGACCGCGUGCUGCAGGUCUCCUUCAAAACCAGCAAGCAGCACAAGGCCUGAACCCAGAGGGAGAGGGAGAGGGAGGGAGGGAGGGAGGGAGAGAGAGAGAGAGAGGAGGGA